Naegleria lovaniensis is the source of this 1269-nucleotide messenger RNA. RefSeq lists its product as uncharacterized. Lineage: Eukaryota; Heterolobosea; Eutetramitea; Acrasida; Naegleriidae. The coding region runs from base 1 to 1269 and encodes 422 amino acids. The record is from RefSeq and is a predicted model, not a curated record. The transcript has a single exon. Gene Ontology annotation, molecular function: serine-type endopeptidase inhibitor activity.
AUGAUUCCAAGGCAACAAUCCUCCUCCUCAACCUCUUCAUUAUUGACCAACUCUCAACGUCUUUUUGCAAGCCAUCUCUAUCAAGCUCUUCAAAAUGAAACUCAUUCCGAUCAACAAACUCGAUCAUCAUCAUCAUCACCGAAUGAACCGAUGAAUAUCAUCUUCUCUCCAUUCUCGGUGUUUAUGGCCUUGUCCAUGACCAUGUGUGGAGCUUCGAAUGAGACUCUCCGAGAUAUGGCUUCUGGUUUGUCCAUUCCGUUCAGUAUGGAUCAAUUCGCUGAAUUUAAACAACAAGUCAUGAAGCCUUUCAUGUCCAAAAUGAUGAAACAAGUCUUGGAUAAGAAUUCCAGCGAACUCGCAUUGGCCAAUAGGAUUUAUGUCGCUCACAAUGCCACUCUUGUAAAGGAAUUUCAAGAUUUUGUCAAGGAAGCCUUUGAUUCACAAGUAGAAACGUGUAAUUUUGAGCAAAAUGCGUCCAAUGAACGAAUCAAAAUCAAUGAAUGGGUUGAAAAACAAACUAAUCAUCUCAUUAAGAAUCUACUUCCACAACAAGCUGUAAAUCGUGACACGAGAGUCAUCUUGGUGAAUGCCAUUUACUUUUUAGGAACUUGGAAAACUCAGUUCGAUAAGAAACUCACCAAGAACAAUCAAUUGUUUUAUUUAUUGAAUCAUGAUGAACAAUCAAAAGACAGAACUUGCAAAGUCACCAUGAUGAAUAUGAGUAAUGCCAAAGUUCCUUAUGGAAGUAACAAUUGUUACAAAUGGGUCCGUCUCUAUUACAGUAAUACAGAAUUUUCCAUGACACUCGUUUUACCUGAAUCAAAUCCACAACAGGUUACUGUUGAAAGUGAAAAGAAAUUGGAUGAAUUUAUUUCACAACAAGUAGCCUCUCCUUGUCCCUUCUCAACAUCAGAAACCAAACUCACGACACUUUCCAUUCCAAAAUUUAACAUUGAAUAUGAAACUUCGAUGAGUGAAAUUCUUAAACAAACACCCUUCUCAAUGACCAGUGCUUUUCAAAAUUCUGAUUUUUCCAACCUCUCUGCCAAUGAACCUCUUCAAAUUAGUGACGUCAUUCAUAAGGCUGUAAUUAAGGUCGAUGAAAGUGGCACAGAAGCUGCAGCUGCUACAGCAGUCGUGAUGACCAGAUGUGCUGCCGUCUCUCACAAACCAACCUAUGCAUUUAUUGCAAAUAGACCUUUUGGUUUGAUCAUUCGUCAUGAACCCACUGAAACCGUGCUAUUUAUGGGAAAGGUCAAUCGUUUGUAA